UGGCAGUUGGCAGUUGGUCCUACGUACGCGACUGUCUCGGUGUCGCAUGUCCAUUUCUCUAUCUCUCGCCGCUCAUCUCCCUCCUAUGAGGCUGUUGGUGUCCUGUUCAAAUACUGUACCUCUUAGGUGCCUCUUCUAUAACCGAUGUCUGUAUAGCUGUAUACUCAACAGCCGAACCAAUUUACCCCUGAACAACACCUCCCUGAUCCCAAUCUCUCCUCCUUUACAAGGCUUUGCGACUUCACCGACUGUACCACCGUCCUGCUCCUGUCAACCUGACAACCAACCCCCACCUCCCACGCCGUUGACAACCCUCAGGAUUCAGCCCUUGAAUUGCAUUUGUUUGAUUGCUUCUUCUUCUUUCUCGGGAUUCUCAAAAGACCUAGCCGGACUUGGCCUCUUCUCGUUUAAGAUCAUUUUCGGUACCGAUCAACUGGCUUUCCGGGGCGUCUGUGGUCCGAAGGGUUACACUUCCUCCGACCCUAUUCUCGUCACCUACUACAUUGAGCCCGGGCCAACGAUAACCCUCAACCAUCUCGGCCACGCUGUUCUGCCUCUUCGUGGCGCAUACAUAUCUCCUGCGUUCGCUCAAUAGCUGUGUCUGUGAUGCUUCUGCUAUAAGCAUCGCUUUCCUGUCCCAGCACCACCUCAACAUUCGACCUAAUUGUACAGAAAGAUGGCCGCCAACUAUUCCACACAAACCUACACCAUCCCUCAGAAUCCGCAGCUUUAUGCCAGCCAACAACCAUCUCCCGCGAACUCGGCAUCUCCCACCUCGCCCCGAAUGCACGAACACUUCCAGCAACAUGCCCCGAAUCCUUACAAGCAGCUACGGCCCCUGAAAUCGCCUCUAUACGUCCCUGCGGCGUUACGGCCAACAGAGCACUUCUCGGGUGCCUCGCCCAUGACCCCUCCGAAGAGUCUGCACGGUUCGUUGGACAAUCUCCAAGAGAACGAAACACAGCCUGUCACUCAGGAAACAGACUAUCCCUCCGACUUCGAGACGUUCAACCCCGACUGGGUGCAAGAGGAAGAGUUGGGUGAAGUUACCGGCCCGCCAACAAAAGAACACUGGAAGCCCGACGAAGCUUCGCCGACUUGUGACUCGCCUCAAUGUCGCUCUACCUUCAACCUUUUUGUCCGUAAACACCACUGUCGUCACUGUGGGCAUAUCUUCUGCUCCUCGCAUACUCCUUAUACCAUUCCCCUCGAUCAGUCCGCCAAAUUCCACCCUGACGGCGUCCCAUCCAGAGCUUGCGCAACAUGCCACCGUCAGUACCAGAGAUGGGACACUGCCAGGUCGAUCCGGCGCAAGAAUAGCCAAAAUAGCAAGGAGGAGGGCAAUGACAGCGGGCCACCAACUCCUCUCGCGGGACCAGCAGGUGGUCAUCGACGGGUGCCUUCGGGCGCGGUUCGUGGCGGGAAACCUGUCGAACAGGUCGCAAACAGUGUGCCCAAAGAUUGGCAUUGGUCGACGUUUUGAAUCGAGGUCACGUGACCCGGACUUUCCGGCCAACCGCACCCGUUUUCUGCAUGAAACGAAGCCUCAUCCGGCCUCUUGCCCCUGCACAUCUCUGCAAGAUGUCAGAACUUUGUGACCAAAUCGAUGGCCUACAAGGAUCAUCCCGUCAGUUUCGGCUACUACCGGCUGGACACGGCACACUCGACCGGAUUGGCUUGUUGUUGCAGAGUGAUGAUGACUGUCGUUCUUCAUCGACAGAUUGAGUUAUUCUGCCACAACUGUGAAUUGAUGACCAUCUAUCCAUGCAGGCAACAGCUUGAGAUGGCCGACCAGAAUUUUGCAACAGUGCCCGGCACGAUCCAGCUGAGAGCGGGAAUUAGCCGGUAUCAACUGGGCACCAAUUCUGCCAGGAAGUUCAGCACCAGCCCUCCUGAAAGGGUACAAGGAUCCUUGUUGCAUGCGCUGCGCAUACGCCUCAUCAACGUGGCCUGCGCGUAUGAUUUACCACCCUGCAUGCCGAGGCUGGAUGCACAACGCUACAGAGAUCCUUAAGCAGGCCCCUCCAUGGAUCCUUCAACGCCCCACGCUUCGAAUGCAAGAAAGCAGCUAAAAAGCAAUAUAAGGUGGGACAAUCUUGCAUGAAGAUACACAGUUUCUCUGAACCAAGCCCUCCGAAUUAAUUGGCAUGUCCCGCACCGCAGGUUGCGUGAGUGGCAGCAACCCCGGUCAAACCAGUCGAUACGAUAUCAGCGGCGAAUGGUGUGGAUUUUUGGAUUUAUUGCACUAGAUUUGGCGCUCUAUACCCCCAAGGGCUCUGUUCUGUUCUGAUCCGGUAUACUAUUCGAAGACGGACGUGAGGUGCGCUCCAUCGAGUUUUACAGCAUGUUUAGGUUUUUGGUGUUUUGAUUUUUCUUUUUCUAGCGAUUCAAUCCUGCGUGGAUAUAUUCGGACAGAGCAUAGAUGGUUUAGUCUUGAAGAAUCAAGAUUUCAUUCGUUGUGCGUGUACCUUUUGGGGGGCUUUUGGCGUUUACGGUAGAACAAGCAUGGAGUUUGUUAGAGGAUUCUUGUGCUAUUGAUAUAGAGGUUCAGGCGGCCGUUAGGCCCGGCAGGAGUCUAGACGCCGUUAAUCAUAGAUACCGAUGUUGGUCGGAAUAAUGGGAGAGAUGUAGAUUUCUUCCUUGUCACAAUGAAUGCCGUAUCACCAAGAAGGUCCAUACGAGAAUCCUGAGUUCGGAACCUGCAGUCAGUUUCAAUUCAGCACUCGCUGUCACAAUGUGGUAGGGU
This is a messenger RNA of Exophiala dermatitidis NIH/UT8656, 2746 nucleotides long. RefSeq lists its product as uncharacterized. The record is from RefSeq and is a predicted model, not a curated record. The transcript is spliced from 2 exons. Gene Ontology annotation, molecular function: metal ion binding. The coding region runs from base 677 to 1483 and encodes 268 amino acids. Lineage: Eukaryota; Fungi; Ascomycota; Eurotiomycetes; Chaetothyriales; Herpotrichiellaceae.